Molecule: messenger RNA, 219 nt
Organism: Lasiodiplodia theobromae
Lineage: Eukaryota; Fungi; Ascomycota; Dothideomycetes; Botryosphaeriales; Botryosphaeriaceae
Product: Glucose-methanol-choline oxidoreductase
Exons: 2
Coding region: 1-219 (72 amino acids)
Source: RefSeq, a predicted model, not a curated record
AUGGCAACCUGGUCUAACGAAGCCAUCAUUACCCUCAUCGCUCUCAUCCUCCUUGUCGUCCAGAUGGUCACACAUGCCAUCCACUUCUUUUACAACCAUCGCCAGCGCACCAGAUCCUUCGAUGUCUUUGAAACCCACGAUCGCUUCUUGAUAUACUUCGCAUGGGAUGGUCAAGGUCGAUGGGUGUUGAAUGUCGAGGAACGGUCCAUGUCACCGUGA